Jaculus jaculus (lesser Egyptian jerboa) is the source of this 1101-nucleotide messenger RNA. RefSeq names its product apolipoprotein A5 (gene Apoa5). The record is from RefSeq and is a predicted model, not a curated record. The transcript is spliced from 3 exons. Gene Ontology annotation, cellular component: extracellular region; chylomicron; blood microparticle. Gene Ontology annotation, molecular function: phospholipid binding; cholesterol binding; phosphatidylcholine-sterol O-acyltransferase activator activity. Gene Ontology annotation, biological process: positive regulation of lipid biosynthetic process; lipoprotein metabolic process; cholesterol biosynthetic process. The coding region runs from base 1 to 1101 and encodes 366 amino acids. NCBI's taxonomy places the organism in Eukaryota, Metazoa, Chordata, Mammalia, Rodentia, Dipodidae.
AUGGCAAGUAUGGCUGCAAUCCUCACCUGGGCCUUGGUUCUUCUCUCAGUGUUUGCUACCACCCAGGCACGGAAGAGCUUCUGGGAUUACUUCAGCCAGAGCAGCAGGGGCAAAGGCACCAGAGGCCAGGCACAGAAGCUGGCCAAGGAAAGCCUGAAAGACAGCUUCGAGCAGGACCUCAGCAACAUGAACAAGUUCCUGGAAAAGCUGGGUCCCCUGAGAGGGCCAGGGAAUGAACUUCCCGGGCUGGCACAGGACCCGGAAGUCAUGCGGCAGCAGCUGCAGCAGGAGCUGGAAGAGGUGAGGGCGCGCCUGGAACCCUACAUGGCCGAGGCGCAUGAACUCGUGGGCUGGAAUUUGGAGGGCUUGCGGCGGCAGCUGAAGCCCUACACGGUGGAGCUGAUGGAGCAGGUGAGCCUGCGCGUGCAGGAGCUGCAGGAGCAAUUGCGCCUGGUGGGAGAAGGGACCAAGGCCCAGCUGUUGGGGGGCGUGGAGGAGGCGCUGAGCCUGAUGCAGGAAAUGCAGAGGCGUGUGCUGCACCACACCGGUCGUGUCAAAGAGCUCUUCCACCCCUACGCCCAACGCCUAGUGACGGGCAUCGGGCACCACGUGCAGGAGCUCCACCGCAACGUGGCUCCGCACGCCGCCGCCAGCCCCGCGCGCCUCAGCCGCUGCGUGCAGGCGCUCUCCACCAAACUCACGCUCAAGGCUCAGGCCCUGCACGCGCGCAUCCAGCAGAACCUGGACCAGCUGCGCGAGGAGCUCAGCGCCUUCGUCCGCGCCAGCGCCGAUGGGGUCGAGGAGGGCACCUCCCCGGACCCCCAGAUGCUCUCUGAGGAGGUCCGCCAGAAACUCCAGGCUUUCCGUCAUGACACCUUCCUCCAGAUCGCCGCAUUCACUCGCGCCAUCGACCAGGAGACAGAGGAGGUCCAGCAGCAGCUGGCGCCACCCCCGCCAGGCCACAGCGCCUUCGCCUCCGAGUUGGGACACCCAGACACUGCCAAGGCCCUGAGCAAACUGCAGACCCGACUCGACGACCUAUGGGAAGACAUCACCUACAGCCUUCAUGACCAGGGCCAUAGUCAUCUGGGGGAGCCCUGA